AUGGCUACACUCAACAUAUCCGAGGCAAGAUCUAAUCCGACGGGUGAUGAGAAUGUCGAAACCAAUGCUGCGGUGAGAUUGUCGGAAGAGGCUCGUAGUCCUCUAAUCAAAUCGAGUGAAGAAGAGGAGUCCUUCCUGCCACCCCUUCCAUCUGUGGAGCAGAUGCGCAGAGAUGUUGCUAAUGCCACCUGUGAAUUGCAACAGGCCUUCUUUCAAAUGCACAAUCCAAAAUGUACCCAAGACAUCGAUAAUGAAAACCAACAAUUAUCAGCGGCACCAUUCCCAUCUGAACCUGAUGACCAUAGGCUCAAGAACACACAAGGUAAUUCCAUGGAGGAUCCACUUCAUCGCACUCAAGAGGAGAUUGUCUGUGAAGAGCUCAUAAUUAAUGGGAAAAAGUAUCGGCACACCUUUCAAAAGCGCGUAGUUCUUGAAAGUCAGAAAACACGAGAAAUAUUUAUGCUACCAGCAAGUGGAGACACCGAGCAAAUAGAAAACGGCACAAUUCAAGAGAAGUACGUCUCCUCCAAUUUCGACCAAUAUAAUCGAGCCUUCGAGGAGAAUGGAGCACGCCUAGAUUUAAGGGUGCAAAAUCAGGAGGGCGGUUUCAGCCCUCGACUUGUCAUUGCAUCGCAAGGAGAGUCUCCCCCUCGGGGUACUCGUUCAAGUCCCGGUAAAGCGAAACCAAAGGAAUUAUGCUCAGCUAGUGUCGGUUCGGCAACUACCCUCAGAUCCGAAAGCGAUACUGGUACCACACCUAACACUCCACUAGUUAUAAGCCAUAUGUAUCAUUUUGGACAUUGGGAUAAAACGGCGUCAAUUUUGGACCCUCGAUUGCCUGCUUGUCUGGGGGCUCCUUAUGAGGUAUCUGGAUUUGAAGACGAUUCUAUCUUCUGCGUGACGCCGGCUGAAUGGCAUCAUUCCGAUAUUACCUAUGGUCACGAGGCAGCCAGAGCGAUGGGUACAACUGCAAAGGCGAGAAUAGUUGCCUGCCUGCAGAAAUUUACCCAACGAAGUGCACAAACAGGAAAACAGCUCUAUCGAAGCACCUACGUACAGCAUACAAAGAUUGCCAGAUGGAGGAGUUCAGAAAAGCGUGGCGAAAUCCUGCCAUGUGCAAUCACAAAUGAGUUAUCAGCUACACCGGGGACGCCUGCACAGCUGCUGGAAAGCCCACAGCAUUUCGUUGCAAAUGUCAGCGAGGUCUGGAAACAAGUUGCUCGUUCCCCACUCGGUGGUGAAGAGGAGGAGGCUAUUUCGUUUCCUCCACUUUGCCUCUGUUCCUACGAUCGUCUCCAACUCCUCCAAACGUUGUGUCCAGCUGCAGCAGCAGCUAUCAUGAUACUUGGCGGGCAGAUGCCAGAAAUGCGCAGCAAUAGUUGCACCACACCCCCUAAUCACUCACCAAGGCUAAUGUCCACUGUUACUGCUGACGCUUGGUGCCCACGUGCCCUCAUGGUUAUGGACAGCACGGAAGAGUCUCUUCUCUUCUCCAUGCAUGACGGCUUUGUAAGUCUGAUCUUCUACACAUAA
Molecule: messenger RNA, 1533 nt
Organism: Hydatigera taeniaeformis
Lineage: Eukaryota; Metazoa; Platyhelminthes; Cestoda; Cyclophyllidea; Taeniidae
Source: the annotation of a GenBank genome assembly